UCAUUUUAAUGUGGAUAUUAUACUUUAUGAGAAAUUGCAACACCUGUAAAUUUGCAAUAAUUGCAGUCGAGGAAAGACAACAUGGCGCCCUGUGUUUGACAGUUCGAUGAAGUAACCAAAUGGAAAAUAGGUCGAUAGUUAAGACUUAGACGUUGGUCGAUCAGCUGGUAAGGACAUUACAUAACGAGGAUUAAAUGUUUGUGUUUUAAAAACAAUAGAAUGUCUUUAGGUCAUUUCUCUAGCAGUAGGAUAGUGUGAUUGUUGUUAUCGUCUAACCUGGCCUGGACACAUGUAGAGUGAAAGUUAAAUCAAAAUGUUGGUUUUAAUUGUCCUACCAAUCUUAAAUUGCAAUGAUUUAUAAAGCAUUUUUGCAGUUAUGCCUUCCGACGGUUGCCGUAGCAACAUCUAGACUUUAAUGAUGAUCAUGGGGGGGAAUCCCUACCUACAACUGUGAAAUUUUGUCAGAAGUAACAUGUCAAUGAAUAUAGAAGUUGGAGGUUUUACCUUCAUUUCUGAUUUUGAUUCUGGUAACUUGGGCCGUGUAGAAUUAGUGGCCAAAAAAACUCAUGAAAAUACUACAGAGGCAGACAAGCCUUCCCCUGAUGAUGAUGUUCCUGAUUUUGAGUUCAAUUUGUGGACUGCACCAGAUUGUGCUGGAACCGAAUAUGAAAACGGCAAUCGAACUUGGUUUUAUUUUGGAAUUAGAGGUGGGACACCUUGUGCUAACAUGCAAUUGAAUAUUGUGGAUCUGAACAAGCAGACGAAGAUGUAUAGUCAAGGAAUGGCUCCUGUGUGUCGUAUAGUUCCUGGUAAACAUCACUGGGAAAGGAUAAAAGAAAAACCACAGUUUCGUGUGAGUUGGAAGGUUGUGGAUAAUGUAUUCAUCUUGACUUUCAAGUAUCGUACCCCUGAGAAUCCAAGAGCUACUGUGUAUUUUGCUUUCACGUAUCCCUACCCUUAUUUUGAAUUACAGAAUAUGCUGCACACUAUUGAUAAUCGAUUUAAAGUUAACCAAGAUGAAUCUCGGAAACGAAGUGUUGAUUUAGACGAUAUAUAUUAUCAUCGAGAGUGUGUUUGUUAUUCUUUGGAGGGUAGGCGAAUAGAUCUUAUUACCAUUUCUUCUCAUCAUUUUAUAACAGAAGAUCAAGAACCACGUUUGAAAUUUUUAUUUCCUGAGGCUGAUCAUCCAAGACCUUUUCGUUUCACUCAAAAGAAGAUUGUGUUUGUUAGUGCUCGUGUACAUCCUGGAGAAACACCUUCCAGUUUUGUAAUGAAUGGGUUGUUGAAAUUUCUUCUCCAAAGAGAUGAUCCUGUUGCAGUUUUACUGAGGAAAAAUUAUGUUUUCAAAUUAGUUCCAAUGUUAAAUCCUGAUGGAGUAUGUAAUGGUCAUUAUCGUACAGAUACACGUGGGGUGAAUCUUAAUCGUGUAUACUCAAGUCCAUCAUUUGUGUUACAUCCUGCAAUUUAUGCUGCUCGUUCUUUAAUACUAUAUUAUCAUCAUGGACAAGAAAUAGAAGAAGUUGUGACAGGACCUGUGUUUGACCCUGCAAGCAGAAAGUUUAAAUCACGAUCAACUCCUCUUGUCACAGAAUCAGACUCUGCUGAAUUUUCUGAUGUUCUUUCUCCUAGUUCAGAUUUGCUAAGUUUAAGUAAUGUUAAGUGUUUAGAUUCUAUAAAUGAAAAUGACCUAGAAUCUUCUUCAAGUUUAGAAAAUCAGCUGUGUAUAGACUCUGUAAAUCAAAAACAGAUUAUUUCAAGCAUUGAAAAUCACAUGUCAUGUCUGUCUUCAAUUCAAGAAGAUUCCCAGAAUGCCUCAAACAUAGAAAAUCAAGUGUCAUGCCUUACGUUAGAUGAAAAAAGUGCCAUUCACUCAAAGGAUUAUUCUAACACAUCCAAUGUUUUGUCUGGUAUCUCUAAUCAAGUUGAUGUUUUGUCUGUUAUUUGUGAAGCGGUGAUUAGAAAGGUAUUUGAUAUGAAUGAAGUAGACAAAAAAGCCUCUACGUCAGUUGGAGAAAACUUUCAAAAUGAGCUGCUUGUGGGUACUACACAGGAACAAAAUGCAGGUCAAAACAAAGCUUCUGAAUAUUCACAGACUGAGGCCGAAGAGGCCUUAAUUGCACAAAGAAGUGAAACCAGCUUAAGUGUAGGGAGUGUGGAAAGUUCUGUUUGCAGUGGAAGCUAUGGCAAAAGCAAUUUUAUCAAUGAAGAUGUUUUCAAAGAGCAGUUGAAAUGUGGAGAACAAGGAAAGAAAAAUAUUUAUACUCCUCCAGAAAAUUCUGGUUUAUUUCUUUAUCUAGACUUACAUGGUCAUGCCUCAAAGAAAGGUAUCUUCAUGUAUGGAAACCAUUUUGAUAAUAUUGGAGAUAGUGUGGAAUGUAUGUUACUACCAAAAAUUAUGUCCCUGAACAGCCCGAAUUUUCAUUUCUCAGCAUGUAACUUCACUGAACGAAAUAUGUACCUCAGAGAUAGAAAAGAUGGUAGCAGUCGAGAAGGAUGUGGGCGAGUUUCAGUAUUGAAGGCAACUGGACUAGUGCGGAGCUAUACUCUAGAAUGCAACUAUAACACUGGUCGCUUAGUUAAUAUUGUGCCUCCGUGCGUUCGGGAUUUGCAUAAACCCAAUCAAACACUCUUAGUUCCUCCAAAAUAUACACCCCACGUCUUUGAAGAGAUAGGACAAGCCCUUUGUGCAUCAGUGCUGGAUUUGACUGGUACUCAUCCUUGGAGUCGAGUACCAAAUUCUGAAUUCCGCACUCUCAAUGGCAUACGUGACUGGUUAAAGGCCAAUUGUGUACCUGAGCAGAUGUACAUACAUAAGUCUCUGCAACACAAUAAUCGACAUUCAAAUUCACGUCGUCAGUUGAUGCCUCUUUUUGAUUAUUGUAAAGUGACAUAUCCUGAGAAUGAGGAAACAGAUAAUAAAGAAAAUAUUUACAAAGGAGUGGAGAAAUUGAUAGGAUGGGAGGAAAUGAAUGUGUGCAAUGAUUUAAAACUAGAGGGAACUAAUGAGGACAAAGAUCUGGCAAAGAGCACAACAGCAAGGGGAAAGUCCGAGAUGUCAAUUGGGGGACAGAAGGCACAGUUAUUGAGAAAGCGAAGUGUGUAUAAGCCACCGAAAAAGAAGUUUGUUGUGUGUCUGUCUGGAGCUUCUGUGCGGAUGUCACGGCCUGCUCGUGCGUCAGGAAGUGGUUGUAAGCCCAGCAGGCAUGAAACGAAGCGCCGCCUUGCUCCUCUUGCUUCUAAAGCUGCUAAGGCUGCUGGUUGUAGUAACAACUGUAAUCUUGACAGUACCACCAAAUCUGAAGAUGAAGGUUCAAGCAGUGGGAUAGAUUUUGAUAGAAAAGAGAAUGUUACAAGUUUUCAAAUUAUAUCUCCACCUCAAACUCCCAAGCACAUGAAGUUAAAUAAAAGUAAUAAUCCAAAAGAAAAUGUCAGUCCAAGUUCAUCACAGAAAAUUUCAAAUUCUUCAAAGAAAUUGAAAGCUGUUACUGGAGUAGGAGUGCUGAAACAGGUUUUAGCGGUAAGAACAAAAUGCACAUCAGUAAAUGCUCUUUCUGGAAGUUCCAAAGUGAGGAGCACUACUGGUUUGAAAAUAAAUAAGACAUCUUUUGGUGGGAAUAAUCAUCAGAAGAAUCGUAGGGUUCCAUUCAAUCAUUGUGUAAAGUGUGUGACUUCUGAUACUCAAAUUAGUAGUGAUCAUACUAAUAGUGAGGGUUUCAAAUCGACAGGGACACAAGCUGUUAUUGACCAAUCUGGUGACACCAAUACUGCUACCACUGUAACUGAAAGGAACAUUUCUAGUGAAAAAGCUAAAUAUGUUAAGGAUGAAUCAAAAGAAAUUAUUAAACAUGGUCCAAAACGAUUAAAAGUUUCUUCCAGUAAGACAGAUCAACAGGCAAAUAUUGCACAGAAAAUUGGACCAAAUAAAUUAUCUUUGAAAGAAAUUUGUUAUUUAAACUUACGCAAGCAGAAGAAAAAGUUUUCCAAAUUAGCAAUGUUGAAUGAAUCUGUUGCAGAAAAUACUGUUGCUUCCUCCUCUAGUGAAAAAUCUCCUUGGGAGGCUGAGCAUAACCCAAAAGUGGUGCCUUUGAGAGCUACCAGACAAAAUUCAAAGAGUAAAUUAGUACAUAAAACCUUAAAUCCCAAUUCAAUAUCAGGUGCUAAACCAGGAAAAAUUAAUAAUCCUGGACCAAGCUCAAAUAUUAAAGUUAAGGCUAGUUGCAAAUCAGAAAAAUUCUUAAAAAAUAAAGUACCGCAUUUGUCACCAAUCAAAACUCAUAAAAUAUCUCCUUCAUUGGGUAGGAAAGUUUGUUCAGAUACAGGAAAGAAAUGGGGUAAAGCUUCUUUGAAAACUCUAGCCACAAGUUUUGGUAAACUGAGAGCCUUUACAGAAGACAGUUUUGUUAUUAUAGAGAAGAAGCGAAAAAAAUCUAAAGUAAAACAUUAAAUUGUAACCAGUGUUUGGUAAAGAGUAAAUGAGCAGAUUGCUGUGAUAUUUACAUUUUUCUUUUAAAAUUUUUGUCCAUGUGAUGCAUGUUUCUAAGGUUUUGUUAAUAUGUCAAAAAAAUUAUAAGUAUAAAUAUGUGCAUUAUAUUUCAAAAGAGUUUAUAUUUCUUUUGCUCUAAAUGCUCUUGAAAUGUUUAAGUGUAAUAUUUAAUUUUGUAUGUUUUUAUUUUUUUCUUAUGUCAUGAAAGAGAAAUGUGAUAACAGUUAUGUAACACAAUUGGUGACUGAAUGUAAAACUGUCCAGUUUUGUUUUGUACAGACUAGCUGAGAAAAAUUAUGAAAAGUUAUCUUCUUAUAAAAAUAUUUGUCUUCCUUUGGACAAUUGCAUAUUGUACAUAUACUUUUGUAAAAUGAGUUUAUAGAUAAAUGUUGAAGAAUUUUGGUUGGUUGGUUAAGUUAUAUUUAUACUUCAAUUUUGUUAUGUUUUUUCAAACUAUUCCUGUUUCUGUUUAAAUGUGUUAAUACUAUUGAUGUUUAAGUAUUUUGUAUCAUGACUACAGGUGUAAUGUAUAUAAGGAAACUUUGCAGACAAAUUUUUAAUGACUUUGUUUUUUUCUUCUGUGCAUUAUAUAUUCUGACAUUCUGUCAUGUAGUGCUUUUAUUAAUACUAGUUUGCAAAAAGUGAAACUCAUAUUGUAGUUACCAUUCUUUGUAAAUGGGAUGUUUGGUGAGAAAAAUCAGAUUGUUCAGCUCAUACAUGUAGCAAUUUUCAUUGAUACUAUGAGUUAGAAAUAUUUGUUGCUUAUGUGGGAAUGACACUGCCUAGCAGUGGAUAUUUCAUUCUCAUAAUUACAUAAAUAUCAUAUAUUAUUUAGAAUUUAAUCUGUGAAAGUUUGGAUUUUUGAAGAGUUGCUUUCUAUCAGUGUUCUUUGGCAAUAUUUUCUUUGAAAUUAAAAUGAGAAUUAUUAGUAAUGCAUUGUGUAUUGAUAAAAAUAUACACAAAAUAAAUGCAAAUAAGAUUUUAAGUUAGGUACAUCAAUGAUGAUCAAAACUUUUGUUGUGGGAAAGAGUUUGAAUUGUAAUUCCAAAUUGAUAUUCUUUUCUUUUUUUUUUCUUUUGACACUUGGGUUUUGUUAAUCUCAAUAUUAAAAAGAUUGCAAAUUUCUUUUCAGCUCUUAAUCCCUUAAUAAGUCCCUUUGAAUAUAUUUAUACAUUUCUGUUAAGAAGAUCAUAUUUGAAUUUCAAAACAGAUAUUUUGAAAUUAGUUUCCUUAUUGCAGAAUUGUUGUAUUAAAAUAAUUAGUUUUGAAAGUAAAAGUUCAACACUGCAAAUGCUUUGAGUAAUCAAAGUUCUGUUGUGAAACUAUAAUUAUGUUUGAUUUUGUCAACAUACGUUUACAAUCUAAUUUGGCCUUUUUUCUUUCCUAUACUGUGUAACUGACUGUUUAAAAUUUUAAAAUAUUGCUAUUUUUCUUAGACCUAAAAAGAAUCGUUAUAAAAUCUUUAAAUGGUUGACAAAAUUCAGUGGGAAGCUUGAGCAAUGUUGAGAAAAAUUUGCAGUAUUACUGACAGUCAGGACUUCAUGAAGAUGUUUUUGUUAAUGAAAUAAAGUGAUUUUAUUGAAUUGUUUCUUUUAUAAAGUAUUUCUCUUGUUUUUAUAAAAUAUAACCCCAAACUGAUGACCAUUGUAAUUUUCAAAAAUAUCCUUUAAACCCUAUUUUGCUUUUGAUGCAAAUUUAAUUAUCCUUAAAACUUUAUCUUUUCAAUGCUGAAGAACGUUUCAACAUAUCAUCAUGAUCAUUUUGUUGCAGAGGAAAGACUCUUCGAAAAGCCCUCAACUCUUUUACAGACUCUAUCAUGGUUCUCGUUCGUCUGUUCAGAUAGAAGAAAUAUAUGUGUGAAUGCAAAUAUAUCUCGGUCAAUGUUUUAUUUGUACAUAAGUGUACUGUUACUGUAAGUAUGAUGUUUUUGAAUUGUUAUGUGUAAAGAGUGCAAUCACUGCCAGUUAGUGUUAGGAUUGUUAAGUAGUAAAUCAUCCAAUGUUGUGUGAGCUUUCCCUUGUGAAGUCGGUGAUAAAUAAGAGUGUUUUUUUGUACUUUUUUUGGAAACAGCACUUAUUCUUAUUAUGAAAUGCUUUCUUGGAAUAUUUGUAGGGUCAAUAUCAUGAUGCGAAAUUACUACCUUCAAUUCACUACAUGACAGUUACUUGUUAAAAAUGAAGUUACUCUUCUAAUUUUGUGGCAAUUAGUAUACUAAAUAGAUAAAAAGAAAAUAGAUUGCAGAUUUAUGAAUGAAAUAUCCAGAAAGAAAGUAACAGAAGCUAGGGGAAUAUUGUUUUGAUAAAUCCAUUUUUAAGAUAAAAAAACGAGAUACUAUUCAUGUAAACAGGAGUUUAAAUUAACAGAUAUUGGUGGUUGCAAUAUUUCUUAGGAAGAUGUGGAAUAAUUAUUAUUUUUUAUAGUUAUACCAAAAAAACAAACUUUUCUGUCAAAAAGCAUUCAAGCAAAUAAUCCAAUAUUUGAUCAGAUUUUAAAUGCAUGAAAGUUUCUGGAGCUUUAAGCCAACCGUAAGGAGGGGGAUACUUGUGACUGUAAGUGAUCAUGCUUUUUGAUUCUCGUUUAUAAAUUUUGAAUUCAAAUUGUUGGAAAUGUUCUUUACAAAAAAUGUGUCCAUUAAAGGGAAGGUGAAGGUACAGAACACAAAGGUACAGAAACUUCUUUAAGAAUUGUAAAAAUUCAAUUUGAGAUUUUCAAUGAACAGAAUGUAACAUUGAAGGAAAAUAAUAUUGAAAUGGUUUCAGUAUUUUGAAAUAUUUUCAUAAUUCAAAAAUCUAUAGCUGAGUGAAAUGGUGAAAAUUGCCCCAAUACCAGUUUUGCACUUUACUAUUAGAUGUCAAAACUGAAGGUUAAAACAUGAUCUUGAAUUUGGGACACCAUUAUCUUACAGUUAUGGUUGUUGUCAUUAAUAUUGUUACUGUUCUUGGCGCCACCAUAAAUUCAUAAAUUUUUGUUAUAUUAAGAAUUAAGAACGUAACGACCAGCCUGACUCAUCAUUCGCAAAUGUAAUUAUACAUGGGACUUAGUAUUAAAUUAAUAAUAGUAUUAAAUGAAAAACUGUCAGAUUUGGGUUGGAGUCCAAGUCUGUGAAGAAUUUUUAAAGGAAGAUGUGUUAAAAAUAAAAAAACAAACAAAAAACAUUCAGAAUUAAUUUAUAACCCAAGUCAGUCCUUGU
Gryllus bimaculatus (two-spotted cricket) is the source of this 7673-nucleotide messenger RNA. The record is from the annotation of a GenBank genome assembly. NCBI's taxonomy places the organism in Eukaryota, Metazoa, Arthropoda, Insecta, Orthoptera, Gryllidae.